Dermatophagoides pteronyssinus (European house dust mite) is the source of this 2724-nucleotide messenger RNA. Its product is annotated as sodium-dependent phosphate transport protein 2C-like. Gene Ontology annotation, cellular component: membrane. Lineage: Eukaryota; Metazoa; Arthropoda; Arachnida; Sarcoptiformes; Pyroglyphidae. The record is from RefSeq and is a predicted model, not a curated record. Gene Ontology annotation, biological process: sodium-dependent phosphate transport. Gene Ontology annotation, molecular function: sodium:phosphate symporter activity.
AUCAACAUCAUCAUCAUGUCGGUCUACUCAACUGUCCCAAAUUCAAAUAUAUUUUUCAAACAAGUUUCGGAUAGCAAUAGAAAUUUUCAUAAUAGUUUAUUCAAUAAUAAUUUCGAUGAUGGAUUCAUCACUAAUAACAAUGAAAAUAAUCGUAAUACGAUAAAAUCAACUUCAACCAAUGUCGCAAUCGAUCACGAAUCAUUAAAUCAAGAGGAAUUUCAAAUUGCAUUAACACCACCAAAUACACCGACACAUGGUGUUAUAAUCAAUACGACUGGACCACCAGAAGAUGAACCAUUACCAACGGAAACGGAUAAUGAUCCAUUUGGAGAACCACGUACAUUUAUUCUAAUGAAUAAUAGUGAUUCAACACAAUCUACUCCAUCGGAUUUACGUUCAAUGUGUGAUACACCAGAUUCACAAGAACCAUGGAAUAUUCCACAAUUAUCGCAAUCAAGUGGACCUAAAUUUAAUGAAUUGGAUUUCAAAGGAAAAUUCUUGCAUAUAACAAUAAUAAUCUUGAAAUUUACCGCCAUUGUAUUGUUAUUAUAUUCAUUUAUUUGUUCAUUGGAAUUAUUGAGUACAUCAUUUCGUUUACUUGGAGCACGUGUGAUUGGAAAUUUUUUCCAGGACAAUGAAUUAUUACAGAAUCCGGUUGUUGGUCUUAUGAUUGGAGUAUUGGUAACCGUAUUAGUACAAUCAUCAUCAACAUCUACAUCGAUUGCUGUUACUAUGGUUGCAUCAAGAAUUAUUCAUGUUCGUCAAGCUAUACCGAUUAUGAUGGGAGCAAAUAUUGGAACAUCGGUAACGAAUACAAUUGUAUCUUUAAUGCAAUCGGCUGAUCGUGAGGAAUUUGGACGUGCAUUUGCUGCUGCAACCGUACAUGAUAUGUUUAACUGGUUGACUGUAAUGAUUUUAUUACCAUUGGAAAUGACCACACACUAUCUGGAACGUAUUACAACAUUUUUAGUUACACAAUCAACUGGUGAACUACAACAGGACAAAUCGGCAAAUCAUCAAUUUCUUAAUCAUCUUACAAAACCAUUGACAAAUCGUAUCAUUCAGAUUGAUAAAGAUCUAUUGGAAGAGAUGGCUUACGGAAAUCAUAGUGCACUUGAACCAAAUCGCCAUCUAUUGAUUCGUUGCUGUAGUAAGAGUGAUCUUCCAUGUUAUCGAAAAUGCUCAUUAUUUGGUUGGCUUGGUUUUGCUGAUACACCAACCGGUUUAAUACUACUUGGUCUUUCCAUUCUAGUUUUGUGCCUCUGUUUAAUGUCAUUGGUCAAAGUACUCAAUUCAAUGUUAACUGGUCAAAUAGCGAAAUUAAUCAAAAGUACCAUGAAUCGUACAUAUGCAUUCCCGUAUUCAUUAAUUGCAGAUUAUUCUGCAAUUUUAGCUGGUUGUAUACUUACCAUAUUGGUGCAAUCAUCUUCGAUAUUCACAUCAGCAUUAACACCGUUAGCCGGUAUUGGUAUUAUAUCAUUGGAAAAGAUUUAUCCGCUGACAUUGGGUGCAAAUAUCGGUACAACAACUACUGGUAUAUUAGCAGCAUUAGCCGCUGAUCCAAAUCGUUUACGUGAUACAAUGCAAAUCGCUCUUUGUCAUCUCUUCUUCAAUAUUUCUGGAAUUUUGUUAUUCUACCCAAUACCUUGUACACGUAUUCCGAUUCCACUGGCACGAAUGUUAGGACAUAUUACAGCCCGAUAUCGAUGGUUCUCAAUAUUCUAUUUAUUGCUGAUGUUCUUCAUGCUUCCUCUCAUCGUUUUCUCAUUAUCGACAUUAGGUUCAGUCACGAUGUUGGUUGUUGGUAUCCCAUUCAUGCUUUUGACCAUGAUAAUCGUGACAAUUAAUUUAAUUCAGCAUCAUCAUCCACAUUGGCUUCCAUCUUGGCUGAAAAAUUGGCGAUUUCUACCACUAUGGAUGCGAUCAUUAGAUCCAUUAGAUCGACUUAUAUCGCGCCUGACGGAAAAAUUAGGAUGUGCAAAUUGUUGUGCUACAAGUGGCCAAUUGCAACAUAUACGAUUCGAACGUGGUCAUGAUGGAACCAAAUUAUUGGGUCAUCAUUCGGAUACACAUCAUUCACAGUUACAUAUAUUGGGAGCAAUGUAUCGUUCGAGCAGCGAGCAAAAUCUAAAUGAAAGUCUUUUAAUGGAAAGACAUCGACAUCAUCGUCAUCAUCAACCAUAUGAUCGACCAAGUGUUCCGGAAACAAUUAAAAGAGUGAUUUCAAAAUUAGCUAAAGCAAGUCAGAUAAAUUUAAGUCAUCAAAAUAUCGGCAAUGUUGGCAAUGGUGUGGGUAGAAACAAUAUGAAUCGUCGGCAUCGAUAUAGUCAUGAUUGGCAACGAUCGUCAGCAACAACGACAGAUGAUUCACAUCCGAAUUGGUCAUUAUUCAACUCACAUACAGUACAUGCCGGAUCUCAAGUACAUCGUUAUCAUUAUCCUAGCGCACUAUUUUCACGCGCUAAUAACACACAGAUGGAAUAUGUUACGACAAGAAAUAAUAAUCAAUCAACGGAUAUUGAUCAUCCUUUAAAUGAAAUUGAUCAGAAUAUUAUUCCAUUAUCAUCAUCCUCACCGCCAAAUAAUGAUCCAUUAGCAACAGUGGAUGAAACUAAAAUUCUCUAAGUGUUUUUUUUUCAUACAUAAAUGUUGCAUGAAAAUAAUCGAAUCCAAAUCUUCGUCAUCAUUUUCAUUAUUUAUCAUCGACAACAUAAAUAGAUGAAA